UUCGUCCGUGUCCUUGUCCGUUGUUUUCCGCUUCACUUCUCGUCCACUUUUCUCUCUCCUCAUUAUCUUUCCGUGCGCUUCUCCUGCUUGUUUCCUUCGUACCUACUUUAUGUUUCUCCAUUUUUUGUCUUCUCUUUCUUCCUCUUCAUCGUCUCCCUACCCGUCUUCGCCUUCCUCCCCACUCCUGGAGCUCUCCUCUCUUGCGCUUGCGCUUUGUCCCACUUUCAUUUUCUUCGUAUUCGAAUCCUACGUGGUGCUUCAAGCUUCAUUGAUCAUCCUCAGGGUGUGUAGUGUGCCCUUUUUACCCACAGUACUCUUAUUCUUUGCCGCAUUCUAAAAUACAUCGCGUUUGUUAUUCCUUUCUCGUCAAUUGUUUGAUCGUUGCUUACCAUUGUGUGUGGUCACAGUUCACAGGUGCAAGUGCCCUCAAUACCAUGUUCAUCUUUACACUUCUACUUCUGCAUUUUACGAAUACCACUGAACAUUGUGUCUCGACGAUAUUCCCUAUCCUGAACAUGCGUGGUCUCCCUUUCGCAUAUCUGUUGGUAUCCAUCAGAUGGUGUUCACGGCGCUUCGAAUACAGCACUCACUUUUACUUGCCUCCCUCGAUUUUCCUCUAAAU
Molecule: messenger RNA, 622 nt
Organism: Desarmillaria tabescens
Lineage: Eukaryota; Fungi; Basidiomycota; Agaricomycetes; Agaricales; Physalacriaceae
Exons: 1
Coding region: 110-337 (75 amino acids)
Source: RefSeq, a predicted model, not a curated record